GCCACGGCCCCAGCCCUGUCCGUCCGGCAAAGGCCCCACCUCUGCGUCCCCUCUCCAGGUCCAGUCCGACCCCAUCCCAGAGCCUAACUUUCACCCCGCGGGGAAGGAAACGAGGACUUCUCCUCCGAGGCUGGAUGAAAAAGGAGUCAACAGGUCUCUCACUGCCCGAAGCACCUCCGGCCCCGAGAGCCGCAGCGCCGGCCACUUCCGCUCCUGGCGUCCGGAAGCGGAAGUGCGCGGCUGCGGCCGACUGCGGCGGGUGUGCUGGGCCGCGCGGCGCGCCGCGGUGGGAGUGUCUCCGGCCGGUCUGCAGGAGUCAGUCACCUUUGAGGAUGUGGCGGUGGGGCUCCUCCGGGAGUGGGCAUUACUGGACGGUGCGCGGACGAACCUGUGCCGAUACGUGAUACUGGACAAGUGCAGGACUCUGGCCCCCAAGGACUGGGACUCUCGACUCAAAUCCCAAGCGUCUCCUCCCGUGCAGGAUAUUUUGGAGGGAAAUUCAUCCCCGGGUUUGCACAUGGGGCGGAAGGCGGCCGCGCAGAUUCAGAGGGUGGCUGUGCCGGUGCCUGCACUGAGUCUCCCUGAGCUGAGGAUGGCUGGGGAUUCUGCUCUGCUUGCCCAGGACCCCGCCUGGCUCCGGAAGGAGAACACAGAGGGGGAGUCUGUGGCUCCUGGGAUGCUGCUCAGCUGUCCGCAGGAACCAGUCACCUUCGAGGAUGUGGCUGUGUUGUUCACUCCGGAAGAAUGGAUGUUUCUAGACUCUGCCCAGAGAAGCCUGUACAGAGAUGUGAUGCUGGAGAACUAUAGGAACCUGGCCUCUGUGGGAGAUCAGCUCGGCAAAUUCAGUUCGUUUCCCCAUUUGGAGCAAGGAGAAGAGUGGUGGCCGACGGAGAGAAGAGUCUUCCCGGGAAGCUGCCCAGAACCUUCGCUUCCACCCCAAGGUUCGAUUCCUAAGCAAGGUAUUUUUGCAGAGAUUUCCGUUGGCAUGGAAAGGGGGCGGCCUCAGACGGGAGAAAACCUCUACGAACCUAGUGAACUCGGAAAACCCUCGCCCUGCGCCCGACCGCUUUUUCAGUACCGGAGCGUUCGUGCUGGAGGCGACCCCUGCGAAUGCCCAGAGAGCGGAAGAUCCUUCUUCCAGCCCGCUCGGCUCCUCGCGCCUGAGAAGAUCCGCCGUGGGGACAGAACCUUCGCGUGUCGCCAGUGUGAGAAGUCCUUCAGAUACAGCUCCGACCUGAUCAGGCACGAGAAGACCCACACCGCGGAGAAGUGCUUUGAGUGUCACGAGUGUCGGCAGACCUUCAAGUACUCCUCGAAUCUGCGGCGCCACCUGAGGACUCACACCGGAGAGAAGCCCUUCGAGUGUGCCCAGUGUGGGAAAACCUUCACUAGGAACUUCAACCUGAUUUUGCACCAGAGAAACCACACGGGCGAGAAGCCCUACGCAUGUAAGGACUGUGGGAAAGCCUUCAAUCAGCCGUCCUCCCUGCGGAGCCACGUGAGGACUCACACCGGCGAGAAGCCCUUCGGGUGCAGUCAGUGUGGGAAAGCCUUCAGGGAGCACUCGUCACUGAAGACGCACCUGCGAACGCACACCCGGGAGAAGCCGUACGAAUGCGGCCAGUGCGGGAAGCCCUUCCGGACGAGCACGCACCUGAACGUGCACAAGAGGAUACACACCGGGGAGAAGCUGUACGAGUGCGCUACGUGCGGCCAGGUGCUGAGUCGCCUCUCGACCCUCAAGAGUCACAUGCGAACCCACACCGGAGAGAAGCCCUAUGCGUGCCAGGAGUGCGGGCGCGCCUUCAGUGAACCUUCGUCCCUCCGGAAACACGCGAGGACCCACACGGGCAAGAAGCCCUACGCGUGUCAGGAGUGCGGGCGCGCCUUUGGUCAGUCUUCACACCUUAUCGUGCACGUGAGGACCCACACCGCAGGGAGGCCCUACGCGUGCAGUCAGUGUGAGAAGGCCUUCAGGCACAGCUCUUCGCUCGCCGUGCAUAAAAGGGUUCAUGCCGGGAGAGAAAGCGCUAAGAGCGGUGGCCUGCCUCUAUCAGUGUCCCAGCCGUAUGUCGGGCCCCUUGCUGAUUAAUGUUCGACUUUUAUUUUUUUAAUUUAAUUUUUUAAUUAUCUGAGAGAGAGAGAGAGAGAGAGAGAGAGAGAGAGAGAAUGCACGUGCAUGGGGGAGGAGCAGAGAGAGAGAAUCUUUUUUUUU
This is a messenger RNA of Prionailurus viverrinus (fishing cat), 2215 nucleotides long. RefSeq names its product zinc finger protein 333 (gene ZNF333). Gene Ontology annotation, biological process: regulation of DNA-templated transcription. NCBI's taxonomy places the organism in Eukaryota, Metazoa, Chordata, Mammalia, Carnivora, Felidae. The record is from RefSeq and is a predicted model, not a curated record. Bases 518 to 2092 code for a protein of 524 amino acids. The transcript has 9 exons.